This is a messenger RNA of Aspergillus luchuensis, 975 nucleotides long. RefSeq names its product type 1 serine/threonine-protein phosphatase catalytic subunit GLC7 (gene glcA). Gene Ontology annotation, molecular function: protein serine/threonine phosphatase activity. Bases 1 to 975 code for a protein of 324 amino acids. NCBI's taxonomy places the organism in Eukaryota, Fungi, Ascomycota, Eurotiomycetes, Eurotiales, Aspergillaceae. Gene Ontology annotation, cellular component: cytoplasm; nucleus. The record is from RefSeq and is a predicted model, not a curated record. The transcript has 4 exons.
AUGGCCGAUCAAGACGUGGAUUUGGACUCGAUCAUUGAUAGAUUGUUGGAGGUGAGGGGCAGCCGGCCUGGCAAGCAGGUUCAGCUUCUGGAGUCGGAGAUCCGUUAUCUUUGCACCAAGGCCCGGGAAAUCUUCAUCUCCCAGCCCAUACUGCUGGAAUUGGAGGCACCCAUCAAGAUCUGCGGUGAUAUCCACGGCCAGUACUACGAUCUUCUGCGUCUUUUCGAAUACGGUGGCUUCCCGCCCGAGGCCAACUACCUGUUCCUCGGUGACUACGUUGACCGUGGCAAGCAGUCGCUUGAAACCAUCUGCCUCCUUUUGGCUUACAAGAUCAAAUACCCCGAGAACUUCUUCGUUCUCCGUGGUAACCACGAGUGUGCGUCCAUCAACCGUAUCUAUGGUUUCUACGAUGAGUGCAAGCGGCGGUACAACAUUAAGCUGUGGAAGACUUUCACGGAUUGCUUCAACUGCCUCCCCAUUGCGGCUAUCAUCGAUGAGAAGAUCUUCACCAUGCACGGAGGUCUGAGUCCCGAUUUGAACUCGAUGGAACAGAUCCGUCGUGUUAUGCGCCCCACUGAUAUUCCCGACUGCGGUCUUCUUUGCGACUUGCUCUGGUCCGAUCCCGAUAAGGACAUCACUGGCUGGAGCGAGAACGAUCGGGGUGUAUCCUUCACAUUCGGUCCGGACGUCGUGUCGCGGUUCCUUCAGAAGCAUGAUAUGGACCUGAUAUGUCGCGCACACCAAGUCGUCGAGGAUGGCUAUGAGUUUUUCUCCAAGAGACAGCUGGUUACGCUAUUUAGUGCUCCCAACUACUGUGGCGAGUUCGACAACGCUGGUGCGAUGAUGAGCGUCGACGAGAGCCUACUUUGUUCCUUCCAGAUCUUGAAGCCAGCAGAAAAGAAACAAAAGUACGUUUACGGGGGCAUGAGCUCAGGCAGGCCCAUCACUCCUCCGCGAAAGCAAAAGAAGAAGUAA